Protopolystoma xenopodis is the source of this 558-nucleotide messenger RNA. The record is from the annotation of a GenBank genome assembly. NCBI's taxonomy places the organism in Eukaryota, Metazoa, Platyhelminthes, Monogenea, Polystomatidea, Polystomatidae.
AUGUUCCGGUUGCUAUUGCGUUGCUAUCGAACCCCCCCCCUCCAGUCAUUCACCCAAGUACAACCUUUUGCGGUGCAUUGUGCAGCAAUUUCUACUGCAAAGUCAUGCAUUCCUUCUAACUUAAUACAGGACGAAUCGCAAUCCGUCCCGAAACCGCCAUCCGAGGUUGAUGCCACCGCUAACGCUUUGGUAUCGGCCGUACCAGAGAGACGAUUGGCUGUCUUGUCUUCUGUUGUUCUCUUUACGCAUGAAGCAGUGAUUAUGCCGCCCCCUCUGAUUGGCCCAAUCAGUGUGGCAAGUUGCGGCAAUCUCUGCAAGCCCGGGCUGUGUUUGCCCAAUCCGCCUGCCCAAUACAGACAAGCGGUAGUCGCGAAUGGGAAAGUUAUUUUUGGACCGUCCGUGUGGCCGAAACGUCUGCCUGUGAGAUGCCGGAGAGACGCCAAAAUGGCCGGUAGGCACACACAAGUGACGCAGUGUGAUUCACACUCCUCUCAAAUCCCAGCCCUUUGGACCACCUGGUGCCCAAGUGAUUCAAAAAUGUGUCCUCAAGUCAAUUGA